AUGAGCCAGCAGGACGGUGGCGCCCCUCAGGGGCACACCCGAAAUAAGUCGGUCACAAAAUGCGACCCCAUCCCCAUUUGCGACAGGGACGAUGCUGACACUCCCAGCACCCCCCUCAACGACCCCCUCUCGUCGCCCUCACGCCUCGAACCCCUCCAGCCCAAGCGCGCCUCGAGCCAGCGCCCACCAGGCCACCCAUCACCGAGCUUCCGCUCGCCAGCCCCGUCACCCGCCCCGCCUGCCGUGCGCGCCUCGAUCACCAAGAACUUCAGCUUCCUGCUGCGCCCCGAGAUCUACCAGCCCCUGCUGCCGCUCAACGUGCCCGUCGCCUUCCGCAACUCGACCAAGCAGCCGCGGCCUGAUGCGCCGCUCGCCGAGCUGCUCAGCCAGGGCCACUUCCGGGCCGCGGCCAUCUCGGCCGUGCAGGAGCUCACGUCAGCGUCGCCCCGCGCGGCGCCCGUCGACCCGACCGACUACCGGCGCAUCUUCGACCUGCUGUACACGCGGCUCGCGUGCCUGACGCUCUGCGACGCGACGUCGACGGCGGCGCAGGAGGUGCGGGCGCUCGAGGACCUCAACAACGCGGCCAUCUACGUCGACGACGACACGGGCGAGCACCUCGUGCCGUGGGCGCUGCGCGUGCUCAACGUGCGGCUGCAGGCGCUCGGGUUCGGCGACCCGCGGCGCGCCGUCAUGAGCUACCACGACCUCGCGCGCGAGGCACGCGACCAGGGGGCGCGGGCGGCGGCACGGCACGACGCGGCGGGGCGGACGCUCUGGCGCGGGCGGUUGCAAACCUCGGAUCCAGGACGCCCGACACACUCGUAG
Messenger RNA from Verticillium alfalfae VaMs.102, 828 nucleotides. RefSeq lists its product as hypothetical. The transcript is spliced from 3 exons. Lineage: Eukaryota; Fungi; Ascomycota; Sordariomycetes; Glomerellales; Plectosphaerellaceae. The record is from RefSeq and is a predicted model, not a curated record. Bases 1 to 828 code for a protein of 275 amino acids.